Messenger RNA from Pieris napi, 1631 nucleotides. RefSeq lists its product as uncharacterized. NCBI's taxonomy places the organism in Eukaryota, Metazoa, Arthropoda, Insecta, Lepidoptera, Pieridae. The coding region runs from base 89 to 1207 and encodes 372 amino acids. The transcript has a single exon. The record is from RefSeq and is a predicted model, not a curated record.
UGGUGCUUCUAAUCAAGCGAAUUACAAGCAAAAAAUCCAAACAGACGACGACACUUCAGACAGUCAAUUUGAUGAUUCAAGCAUAUUCAUGGGAAGCUUAGUACCAAUCAGAUUGGUUUGCGGCGAACAAGUUAUCUGGCAAAAUGAUUCCCCGAAUUCAUCAUAUUGGUGUCGUCCAAUCUUUUUCGAAUUUGUGAAAGAAAACAAAAUAACCAUAUUGCAGGAAAAAAAUGCCAUUGAGCAAGAAAUUGCUGAUUUAAUGGAUACAGAAGUCGGGGAAAUAAAUAUUUCACACUCUUUAUUAAUGACAAUGAUAGACGGAAAAGCAACAUCAAUAUUAUGUGACACUUCAUCUCAGAGAUGCGACAUUUGUAAAGCCACUCCAAGUGAGAUGAAUAAUUUAUCCUUAAUUGCGUCAAAACAGACUGAUUUAGAUCUUUGUAGAUACGGAUUGUCAUCAUUGCACAUAUGGAUACGAAUGAUGGAAUGCAUUUUGCAUAUAGCUUACAGAUUAACGAUAAAGACAUGGGCUGUGAAGGGAGACACCAAGUGUAUCCUGGAAAGCAAAAAGAAAAACAUACAGGAUGCUUUUAAAAAUAGAAUGGGCCUUCUGAUUGAUGUUGUCAAACAAGGUCAUGGCACCACCAAUGAUGGAAAUACCGCUAGAAGAUUUUUUGCAAAUCCAAGCAUUACUGCUGAGAUAACAGGUGUUAGCGAGAACUUAAUAAGGCGGUUUGCAAUCAUUUUAGAGGCAAUUUCAUCGGGCUACCACAUUGAUGUAGUCAAAUUUCAUGAUUAUGCUCAAGCCACUAUGCAACUGUAUGUAGACUUAUAUAGUUGGUAUUAUAUGCCUUCAAGUGUUCAUAAAGUUCUAAUGCAUGGUGCAGCUAUAAUUGAAAGUUUUAGUCUACUACCAAUUGGACAGCUAUCUGAAGAAGCUGCUGAAGCUAGAAAUAAAGACUUUCGUAGGUACCGCCAACACCAUUCUAGAAAAUGCAGCAGAAAAGCUACAAAUGAAGAUAUUUUAAACAAUUUAUUGAUCAGCUCUGAUCCACUCAUUUCAACGAAACGACACAAAUUUGGCAGAAAACAUAAAUCCUUGUCAAAAGAAGCACAAAGUUUGAUCAUUGAACGGGCAGAGACGUUUGAUGAUGACGAUCAGGAAAAUUUUGAAAUAGCUAAUGUUGAUAUCCUGGACACUGAUUAAAUUAAAACAGCUAGUUUGUAUUUUUUUUACGUAUUUUGUUAGGCUUUAAGGCCUAAGGGGGAUACCACUUAGGGUGGUGAGGAAUCGAGAACAAAUGUUGAAAUUGCGACCAAAUCGGGGAAAAUCGAGACUCGAGAGUAAGCGUAAAAAUAGGACAAAUAUACGUGUUAUGCUCAUGUAAAGUCAAUUACAUGAGAAAAUUUGAGAAUUACGAGAUUUUCACUGUUUUUUGUUUUUUUCCAUACAAAAUUAACUUUGAAAAUGAAUAACUCCGAAAAUACUAAGUUAUCUGAAAAGUCGAUAGUAGUAAUAGUUUCUUAUAAUCAAUAGAAAAAUCCAACUGAAUGAUAAAAAAUUUAAAAAAAUAAACUAUUUUUUUUCAAAUGCUAAGUCCACUACCGGCCCGUUUCGUUCCACUGUGCGG